UGCGAAACCCACGACGAGCUCCGCGACGACGAUGGACCACCUGGACUUUCUCGACCUCUGUGCUGACGGCGACUUCCUCUCGCGCGGGCCGCGCCAGGACUUCCGGAAGGAGCUGCGCGGCUUCCGCGACCUCCUCUGGGACAACGCGUGGGCCGGCUUUGGCGUCUACCGCAAGAGCAUGGAGACCAUCGUGCACAUCGUCGUCGACGACGCGGUGGGCGGCGGUGUUGCCUCUUUUGACGCAGCGCUCCGACACAUCGACCGGCUCGGCAGCCACUUGAGCUCGAUCGACGCCAAGGCGGGGAGCACGUACCUGCGCACAUUUCGCUGGGGCAUGACGGGCUUCCAGGUCUUCAAGAACAUGGACACGCAUGGCAAGCCGAGCGCUGAUCUGCCCGACCACGCGCCUCUUCUCGAAAGCAUCAAGGCCGAGUGGAUCACGAUCGCAGGCAUCCAGAUGAAGAGCAUUGUCACGUGCUUUGAGUGGCUGCACGGAGCUCUCGGUCAACUCGACGGCAAGACCGAGACGCGUGCGCCCGUCCGGCACUACGCGCCCCGGGCGACGCAGGUGGUGUCGCCCGAGCGCGAGCCGUCGCCAUCGCCGUCACCGUCGCCGACGCGGAUCGAGUCCAAGCCUCUCGGUGUGCAGACGACCGCGUCGUACGACGAGGGCGGCACGGCGCGUACUUCCUUGGUGACGCGGGCCGAGCCGUCUCGGGUGUCGAGUAAUUAUGUGGCGCCCGCGCCGUAUCAAGCGCCGCCGCCGCUGAAGACGGUUGUGAUGGACAAACCGCUUCAGGAUCUUGUAAAGAUGGUGCUGGUGGAGCUGCAAGACCGGUACCGGGCGUCGCUGCGACCUCGCUUCUACCAACAGUGCACGCGUGCUGCGUUCUGCAAGAUUCCGGGCUGCAACUAUUGGCACUCGGACGAAGAUAGAGUCCUUGUCGGUGUCACGCGGGCGAUCAUGAUGCGCGGUGUGUGGAAGACGACGUACUGUAAAUAUGGCGCCGAGUGCCCGUAUAUUCAAGCGUGCAACCACCUGCACGACCACGACGGCCGAGAGAUUGAUCAAAUGAAGAGUUUGGCCCACCGCCUCGUCGAGCGUAUCCUCGAAAAGGCCACGGGCGAGGUCGAAGUGCAUUUUGUGAAUGGCAAGAAGGUCAAGGUGCUCACGUAAGUAGCGAGCGAUCCAUAUACUAUGUGGACAAGCACGCACAACGUUUAACGAUCAAUUAAAGUGGUUAUUGACGGCCUCGA
This is a messenger RNA of Saprolegnia parasitica CBS 223.65, 1257 nucleotides long. RefSeq lists its product as hypothetical. The transcript has a single exon. The coding region runs from base 32 to 1177 and encodes 381 amino acids. NCBI's taxonomy places the organism in Eukaryota, Oomycota, Saprolegniomycetes, Saprolegniales, Saprolegniaceae. The record is from RefSeq and is a predicted model, not a curated record.